Molecule: messenger RNA, 3284 nt
Organism: Nematostella vectensis (starlet sea anemone)
Lineage: Eukaryota; Metazoa; Cnidaria; Anthozoa; Actiniaria; Edwardsiidae
Product: E3 ubiquitin-protein ligase TRIM71
Exons: 1
Coding region: 201-2501 (766 amino acids)
Biological process (GO): proteasome-mediated ubiquitin-dependent protein catabolic process; protein polyubiquitination
Molecular function (GO): ubiquitin protein ligase activity; zinc ion binding; protein binding
Source: RefSeq, a predicted model, not a curated record
ACAAGAGGAAAUGGAUCGCGGCGCGAGUUUUUAACAUUUACGCAUGAUCUGUUUAAAACAAGACACGUCAUUCAAAUCCUUUAUCAACUAUAAUUCCUGACAUACUCUUGAUACGUAAUCUCACACCUAAUUGGCUCACAAGUCUCACCUGGAAGCACACAUCGGUCGCGAAUCAUAAUAUUUCAUUUUCGGAGUCUAGCAUGGAGCCGAUCAGUGAGAUUUUGAAGGAUGUAAGCUGGUCCCGUGUAACUUGUGCGCUCUGUAAGGAGAUCUACACGGAUCCGAGGGUAACUCCCUGUCUUCACACGUUUUGUCGUGGCUGUCUUGAAGUCCUGGCAAGUCGUAAUCCAUACUCGAGUCAGAUUCAAUGCCCGAUUUGCGAGGCAGAAGUUAAUAAACCAGACGGUUUGGACCAUUUUGAGGCAUAUCCCCCGAAUAUAUACGUUGGGAGACUUCUAGAGAUUUACUCCGCCAAAUUUGGCGUCACUCGGAAAGACAAAUGCGGGAAAUGUGACAAGAUCAAUGAGUUGAACUCGUAUUGCGUAGAAUGCAGUGUCUUCAUGUGCGAAGAUUGCUUAGUAAGUAUUCACAAUUCACCCACAAUUAAUCACAAGGUUAUCAAAGUUGGCGGAUUUACGGACAAACAAUUGCAAGAUUUAUGGAGAAGACCCGUUGCCUGUUUGCAUGAUUUGGGCGACGGGAGUCCUGUGGAACUUUUGUGCCGUCAUUGCGAUCGCUGUAUCUGCCGAAUCUGUAGCGUGACACCCAAAAAAGGUCACGCAUCGGUCACGGUAUUGCGUGACGAAGCAGAGGAGGCCUCGCAGCUGAUCAAUAAGGCGAUUGAUCGCGUGACGAAGCAAAUAGACGACAUUCGAGUCGGCAAGUUGCAAAUUCUUCAGCGACUUGAGGACCUCGACAAACAAGUCGAGACCGUCAAACGAGAGGUUCAUUUCGGCAUCGAUAAAAUCAUCAAGCUACUCAAGCAACACGAGCAAGAGAUGUUUGCUCAUUUAGACGGCGUCCGGGAUGUGAAAAAAGAGAACUUGAACUACCAAAGUAAAGCCUUCGAGGCGUCCCUGGUCCAGGCCCAGAGUGCGUCCGACUUUGUCCGACCUCUACUUCAGCGGAACAUACCCGCGGAGGUUGUCACCCUGCGCGCUCAUAUCAUAGGUAGGCUGCAACAGCUGUCCGAAAUGACCAUGGACGCACGUCCGAUCGAGACCGCAUGCGUAGGCUAUCUACCAAAUAAGGAUGUAUUACGUCAUUUACACUCAAGCCCUCUCGGCUACAUCUCGUCGAGUAAUACCGAUCUGUUGGCGUCCAGCGCGAAUGGGGACGGUCUGUACGAGGUUGCUGUGGGCGAAGAGGCUGUGUUUACUGUAACGACGAGAGAUAUGAAGGGAAACGUCUGUUACAGCAGUAUUGACAUCUUAGAUGUACAGAUUACAGGCGAAGACGGCACCAAUGUAGAAUGCGUCGUCCAUAACAAGGAAGAUGGUCUCUAUGACGUACUUUACGCGCCAAAAACACCCGGGAAGUACACGGUAGUGGUUCUAGUCGGCGGGAAGGACAUCAAGGGCAGCCCGUUCAGCGUGCCAGUCACACCCCCUGUACUUGUUCCAGUCAAGUCGUUCGGUUCCCAGACAGGGCGGAAGGGGAACUUUACUCACCCACAUGGUGUGGCGGUUAGUGAGACGGGAGAGAUUGCGGUAUCCGACACCCAGAAGAACUGUGUUCAUGUCUUUGACGCCGAAGGGCGGAAGGUGAUGGAUAUUGGUGGGUAUGGGACGGAUGAUGGGCAGUUGAACUACCCUGCAGGGGUCGCAUUUGACAAAGGCAACAAAAAUCUUAUCGUGGCCGACCGAGACAACCACCGUGUUCAACUCUUCAACCGUAAGAAUGGCAAAUUAGUUAAGAAAUUCGGUGUCAAUGGAAAAACUAAUGGUCAAUUUAAUCGGCCUAAUGGGAUAUUCGUGGAUCAAAAUGGUAGGAUGAUCAUAACAGAUUGGCAUAAUCACAGGGUGCAGGUCUUUAAUUCCGAAGGGCGGUUCCAGUUUGCGUUUGGGUCAUCACCGCAAGACCAACUAAAGCACCCUCGGGACGCCAUCUACCACGAACCAGCCGAGAAGUUCUUCGUCUCAGAUACAGGCCACAAUGUGCUGAAAGUUUACGACAAGAAAGGGAAGUUUCUCCGCACCAUCGGUAAACCAGGAAAUAAGAAAGGGGAGUUGUUUAGCCCAAGAGGGCUUGCUAUCGACAAGAAAGGGAGAUUAAUCGUGUGCGACUUUGACAACCACAGGCUGCAGUUCUUCAGUGUUAAGGACGGAACGGUGUUGAAUUCCUUUGGGAGCAAAGGGAUGCAUUUGGGGCAAUUUAUGAACCCCAUGGGUGUGGCCCUACUCGGGGAAGACCAACUGAUUGUCACUGACUGGCGCAAUGACAGGAUACAAGUGUUUUCGUUUGAAUCGCAGCAUGUAAACGGAACGCAGACGACCGUAUGAGUAACAGAGAAGUGUUACACAGAAAAAAAGACUUGGGGAGAGUCAUGGGGAGGAUGACAACAGGGGUUUCAGUUGAGUGCAAAAAUAUGUUGAGAAUAUUUCUAGUGUCGACAGUUUUAAAAGGCGCUGUGCAACAGUGUCAUUAUUCCAUUCGAGAUAAAAAUAUCAACAAAAAUGUCAAUCUUUCAAUUCCAAAAAUUUUCGUGUCAAAAUAAAUAAACGAUUCAUUAGAUAAAUAUCAUAUGCUGCUUACUGUGAACACAGAACACAGAAAAAGAAUGGCUUACUGUAUGUAUUUGUAUACAUGCUGACCAUGUUUAGGCGCCAUUGUGUUCGCAGUAUUAGACACGUUGAUGUGAAAAUGGUUUAGCUUUAGUGUUUUAAGGAAAUGCAUUACAUUUUUAUGAACAGCACUAUUUAUAUCUUUAUAUAUUUUACAAAAUAUUAAAAUUUUGAUGUUUAGCUAUAAUUUACAUGCUAUAAUACAAUAAAAUACACACUCUGGUUAGUUUCAACCUAUUUUAAACUGUUUACCUAGAUACCCAGUGGUUGCCAGGCGACCUGUCAAUUAUGGCUGGUUACUACGGACUGUUUUCCAUGGUAACCAGCUUAUCGUGUUGUUAUCUCUUGUUCGCCUGGACAAGAUGCGGGAACCUGGACACUAUGUGCUCCUAUGGACAAACAUGUUGACAAAGUCAUGUUAGAAUAAAAUCAGUGAAAGAAAUAAGAAAAAAAAACAGAAAUAGCAUUAGCACAAGUGAAAUAAAUAUAGAUUGGAACAUA